Messenger RNA from Mytilus californianus (California mussel), 7983 nucleotides. RefSeq lists its product as uncharacterized. Lineage: Eukaryota; Metazoa; Mollusca; Bivalvia; Mytilida; Mytilidae. Bases 49 to 5385 code for a protein of 1778 amino acids. The record is from RefSeq and is a predicted model, not a curated record. The transcript is spliced from 7 exons. Gene Ontology annotation, molecular function: protein binding.
AAAAUAUAUCUUUGAAUGCAGUAGUUAAAUGGACGCAAGCAGGUAAACAUGGCUAAUCAGGCACCAACACCGAUACAGAGUUCAAUACCUUUUGAUUUAGAAAGAAGAAUAAGUGAACUAGAAUAUUCGUCACAUACAGGUCCACCAGAUGACUUGGACGACAACAGGAAAAGAUGGCUCGUGGUUGGAAUUUGUUUGCACAGUAUAUUAUCGCCAGCUUUGAGAAAAUAUGUGGACCCCGUUGUUACUAGCCUUUACAGCUCGCUAAAGAUAACUUAUCAGAUCGACUUACAAACACAAACAACACAUUUACGGACAUAUGGCGCAGCGAAUAUCUACCUCAAUUAUGAGGCUAUCAAUAACAACAAGGCAACCCAUGGUUAUCGUUCAGUUCUGUGGGAUUACAAAGUACAUAAUGCUGUAAAUCUGUCAAAGUUAUUCCUACCGACACACAUGGCACAUUACACAGCAUUUGAUGGAUCGUGUGAUUCAUCAGCUCUCCUUGGAAUGAUCGACAGGAUAGACAAGUUUCCUGGAAACGUGCAGAUAGCUGCAAGGAAUGUUAGGGCAGCUGUACGAAAUCCCUGGGCUCAUUGUAAUUUUAUAGAGUGGGAUUCAAUGAAGUACAAUUCGUCACUACAACAGAUUGAAGAUUUAAUCUAUCUUCUUAACUUAAAUGCAGCUGAAGAGAGUCAAUUCAUCGCCGAACUAAACAAAUGGAAGACAAAUGGUACAAGUUUUUUCCAAGGUUCAACAAUCGGUCUUGAAUUAGUCGAUGAAAUCCGACAGCAGAUACAAAUAUUAGUGAAAUAUGCGGAUGUUAUAUGCAAAUCAGCAGAUGCAGAGUUUUCAAGAGUAUAUGCAGAGCUCAGAGAAAUUGGAAACACAUUAAGUCAGACUGAUAAAAGAAUCUCAACUCUUGAAAAUACAUUAGCAAUACAAGGGAAAACACUUUUUGAAGAUGGAUCCUUAAAUGACGCCGAUAUACCCGAAAUGGAACUAUGGAAGCUGAAAAGUAAACUAUUUGUUGAAACAGACAUAGUCACAGAUAUUUUUAGAAUUCUGGAAACCCACAAUUGCUUACUUUUAACAGGAGUAUCUGGAAUGGGAAAGACCCUGACUGCACAGCAUAUAGCGUUCAAAUUAUUCGACGAAAAAGCGUAUAGUAUAGAGCCUUGCAUUAGUGUUAAAGAUAUCAAGAGGCGAUACAAGCAAAAUGUUGGUCAGGUAUUUUUUGUGGAUGAUAUAUGUGGAAAAUAUACAGCAAAUAUCAAUGAUAUUGAAAACUGGCUCAAAAUGGUGGAGUUUGUCAAAUGUAUUCUUGAAAAAGGCAAGACAAAAAUUUUAGCCACUUGUCGUACUGAAGUGUUUAAUGAAGAAUCUUUCAAAGAUGCAUUCGAUUUAUUCAAAAACGAUAUUUACGAAUUAACUGUAAAGUAUUCAUUUCAAGAUAAAAUAAAAAUAGCCAGUAAAUACAUGAAACAGGAUGAUAAAAUAAUAACAGAUAUUUUAGGAAAUGUUGAAUUCUCCCCUAUAAUGUGCUUCCUGUAUUCUCAGCAUGACAAGUUUGAGAUCAAUGAGUUCCUAAACAGUCCAUAUGAAAUAUUUCGAACGGAGUGGAACCAACUGAAAUCUUUCGACAAAGAAAAAUUAUGUGUAUUGUUAUUUUGCGUUAUAUAUAACGGCACCAUUAAUGAAGCCAUUUUUGAUGUUUCAAACGAUUUAAAUUCAGUUGAAAAAAAGAAAUUAAAAGACAUUUUUGAAUUUUGCAAAUUAGGUCGUGACACCCCUCGGUCUUUAAUUACAGCCAAACUGAAUGCUUGUGUGGAUACUUACUUUAUCAAAGUAGACAAAGAAUACAAAGUAAUACACGAUAAAAUGUUUGACUUUCUAUGCUUUUAUUUUAGUAAAGCAUUAAUCGCACCUAUUCUCAAAUAUGCAGAUGAUAAAUUAAUAUCUGAACGUGUACAACUUAAUUCAAUACAAAAAGCACAUGCUGAGUUUACAAUUAUCGUUUCUUCGACUGAUGAGCAGAAAUACAUAGAUAGAGUCAAAAUGGACCUUAAAAAUGGAAAAAUACAUUGGUGUUUGAACAAUGUGCAAAUGAGAUACAAAGAGUACAGAGAAAAGUUGUUAGAUGUUAUGAAAGAUUUAGAUGAUGACGUUAAAAGAAGAUGUAUUGAUAUCAAGGAUGAAAAUGGGAUUAACGCCUUUAUCAUUUCGUGUAUGCGUGGUUAUGAAGAACUUAUUGAUCUUUUUAUUUCUAUGGGGGCUGAUGUUAAUGCACAAAAUGGAUGGUUCACACCAUUGACAGCUGCGUGUCGAGAAGGACACUUACGCAUGGUCGAAAUCCUACUGCAUAAAGGAUCGAACAUAAACCAAACUAAUAAAAAUGGCGAAACACCAAUUUAUACUGCAUGUUUUGGUGGGCAUUACAGUUUAGCUAAACUGCUAAUAGAUAAACAUGCUGAUAUCAACAAAAGAAAUAGAUAUCAUCGCAAACCCUUGUACGUUUGUUGUUUGAGUGGUCAUGAAAGCAUAGUACAACUUUUGAUCGAUAAAGGAGCAAAUGUUAACGAAAGCAACGAUUCACUCAACGUUGCAAUCCAUGGCAACCAUGAUAAAAUAGUUGAAAAACUUAUUUCAAACGGAUAUUGUUUAAAUAGUGUCGAUAUAAAAAGUAAAACCGCUUUAUUCAUUGCCUGCGAAAUAGGCAAUACUACGAUAACAAAGUUGCUUAUUGAUAAUAAUGCUGACAUUUAUAAAGUCGAUGGUGAUGGUAGAACGCCACUUCAUGCCGCCUGUUGCGUUGGGAACAAUGAUAUAGUCAGAAUGUUGAUUAACAAAAAUGCAGACGUUAACAUGCUUGAUGUAGAUUUAGAAACACCUUUGCACAAAUCCUGUAGGAAAGGUUCCGUAGACGUAAUACUUACUCUAUUGGAUAAUGGUGCAGAUACUACAAAUACAAAUAAAGACGUGCACACACCUGUUCAUUUGGCGAAAACAGAGGGUAACAUUGUUAGUGAAAGCAUUUUGAAAGCUUUAGGGGAAAAUGAAGUAGGACCAAAUCAAGGUUCAAGUAUGGCAGUAAGCAAAAACGAUAAAUGUCAGAUUCAAAUCACGGCAUGUACAAGCAAUUCUGUAGCGGAUGGAUGGACUCCUUUAUAUGAGGCAUGUGUACUUGGAGACAUAGAAACUUUCCAAUGGCUUAUUAGAUAUGGGGCAGAUGUAAACAUGCAAACGAUCUCCGGUGAAAUGCCCUUGAUUGCCGCUUGUCAACAUGGUCAUGGUUUCCUAAUACAAACGUUACUAGACGAGAGAGCACAUAUUAAUCAAGCGCUAGUUUGUGCUGUUCAAAAAGAUUAUGAUAGAGCGGUUAAAAUUCUUUUAUAUAAAGGGGGAGAUAUAGGUUAUAAAAGUGAUGAUGGGAAAUCGCUCAUAAAACUGGCAUGUGAACAUGGUUCAAUUAAGACAAUCAAAAUUCUGUCAGAAAAAGGUGCAGAUUUUACAGAAAUAGAUGUAAAUGGGAGGACAUUGAUACACGUUGCCUGCAAUACAGAUAGCGUUGAAUUACUCCAGUUUCUAAUAGACAAGGGUUUAGAUCUUGGCAUACCUGACAAAAAUGGAAGAUAUGCGCUUUUUGUGUCAAUAUAUAAGGGGUUUUAUAAUUUAUCAAAAUAUUUAGUUCAAAAAAGUUGUCCUAUAACGAUAUCAGAGGAGGACACAAAAACAUUUUUGAUAUCCGUUUUUGAGAAUGGAAAUAGGGAAAUGUCAAAAUUGCUUAUAUCCAACGGUUACACAGAUAAAUUAUCACACUUUAAUGAAACUAUGUUAUAUCAUGCGUAUAAGUUAGGUAUAUAUGAAAAUGUUGAGAUACUCCGUAAAUAUGGGGCAAAUAUCAAGGACACAUAUAAAUAUGGAUACACUCCUGUGAUAUUAGCAGACAUUGGCGGAAAUGAUAUGCUAUCGGAGAAUCUACAAAAUGCAAUCUGCAGCACCGCGUUUAUAAGAGAUUAUUACAAAAGUAUCGGAAUAAUAUAUAAUUCAGACAAAGAGGUUGAUGGCAAGUUUAAAAAUGAUCGUAUUCGAAAAAGAUAUGAUCAUGAUACUGAAACUGAAAGUAGUUGGAAAUUGCAGCAGUAUGAAGACCUGUUUCAAGCAUGUAUGUUUGGAGUCAUAAAACCGCUCUUUCGUGGAAUGCUCCAAGAAAUGCAGAUUGAUAUUUUCUUCCAACCUAGAGAUCAAUGUGUAUCUAUUUGGUUUGAACAAACCCCCUUGUGUUUAGCAAUUAGGAGGGGACACACGGAAGUAGUCGAAUUCCUUUUAAGACUUGGCGCAAAUAUAAACCUGACUUUCGAAGAAUGGAGAACUAAGAGUGAUGUCUCCUUAUCCACGACUAUUCGAUACGGUUAUACUCCAUUGUUUGCAGCUUGUCAAAGAAAAUAUUAUGAAAUAGUUGAUUUGCUUAUAGAGAGAGGAGCCAAUUUAAACAAAGCGUUAUACGACGCAUGCAGAGAAGGUUAUUUGGACACUGUUCAAUUUCUUUUACAAAAAGGAGCGAAUGUUAAUUCAAUUACCCGGUAUGGUCAGACAGCUUUAUAUGGUGCGUGUAAAGGUGGAUACUCUACCAUAGUAAAAUUCCUGAUAGAUCAAGGAUCUGUUGUUGAUACACAAGUUCAAAAAACAGAUAUUUCAGACGAAAUAGCAUGCCUUCAUGCUGCAUAUGUGUGUGGCAAUCAUGAUAUAGUACAACUUUUAAUAAAUAGAGGUGCUUCUGUUGAUUCAGUUGGUAAUUUUGGCCGGACUUUACUACAUAAAGCGUGUAGUGACGGAAACGACAAAAUUGUUAAAAUACUUAUAGAUAAAGGAGUUGAUAUAAAUGCAUAUGAUAUGUACGGCUCUACACCUCUCAUAGCGUGUGUUUUGCAAAAUAUUGAGGAUAAUCAUGGGGAGUACGUAUUACAAAAUAUUGAGGAUAAUCAUAGGGAAUACGUAUUACAAAAUAUUGAGGAUAAUCAUGAGAAAUACUAUUUAUAUCGUCACAUGCAAAACUUUCAUUUAAACGAUUAUUUCGAUUAUCUUCAUGAAGAUUAUCCAUAUCAACUAUUAACAAAUGGUGUUCAUUGUGAGUUAGAAUUUAAACAUCCUUCCGAAAAUCACUAUAAAAUCAUGCAGCUGCUUAUUGAAAAUGGGGCCGAUAUCAACAAGGCUGAUAAGAGAGACAGAACACCAUUGUCUUUAUCUAUGAAGAUCGGGGAUAUGAAAUUGACUGAAAUGUUGUUACCUAAAAAGCUGUUACCGAUUGAAGAGAAAAAUGUGCAGGAGUGGAAUCAGGUUUCUAGAAAAAGGAGGAGGCGUAAUUCCAAAAAAGAUAAACAUUAUUGACAUUAAACGUGAUUUUUUGUUCAAAAUGUUAUAUUUUGCAUUUGGGGAAAUGGAGAGGGGGUAGAGUAAAUCAAUGUAAAUUAUAUUCAUGUGUUUUUCAAUGAAUAUAUUUCAUGUCUUCCAAGAAAAAGAAGGUAAUUGUCUGGGUGUUGCUUAUUCAAAAACUACCUUUAUCAAAAAAUUCAAAGUUAAAUAAGCAGAAUUAUCAGCUAGCUUAUCACUGGUUUCCCAUAUGACAAAACAAAUUGUAGAUCUGGAUAUAACUAUUUUUGGAAUGGUAAUUAUAAGUAAGGACAUUAUAUGAUGUACACAAUAUUGAUUUUUAUGUACAAGUUUGUUUCAGUACUCUUAUACUGAUAUAGGUAUGACAAUAUUCUUCUUACAGGUUUUGGGUUUGAAAAAGAAAAUGUUAAUAGUAAUGCAUGUCACAAUAUAUAAGAAUGAGACGUUAAACCUAUAGCUAAUUUCAAGAACACAAUCUGCUAGAAUGAACAUAUGUAAACUAGUUUUAAAUAAGGUGAAUCGAUAGCCCCAUACAUGAAUAAUUUUGGUUGUUAAUUUUGGUUUAAGAAAGAUAUUUUUCUUAUAAUCGACUAUAUAUGGUGGAAAAUAACAGAUUUUAUUUUUAAUUUACUUAAGGAUAUACAUUUAUCUUUUAUAUAUCACCCACUAUUUAUUUCGUCAUACUCCAAAAAGGAUAAGGAUAUAUUGAACAAGAUAUAAUUAGUUACAUGAUGUGCUAGUGACCUAAACCGAUAUAUGGUAAACUUUGUAACGAAUUUAUCUUACCUACUAUCUUAACAUGUGGGCUUUAGAACAGUGGCCUAUCAAAGUGAUGAAGUCUUCAAUACAUAGUAUUAAAAAUAUACUUCCAUUUGUCUAUACAAAAACAAAUCUAAAAAAUAACAACUUGUUAGCUUUAAAUGUUUUUUAUUAAUUUAUUUCAAUCGUUCAUCAUCAAUUUCUUCGUCUGUUGAAACCUUUCAGAUUUUUCCUCAACACCGUGUUGUUUUCAUAAAGAGACGAAACACCUCUACUAACCGUGUAUUGAAAUAAGCCCCGCCUAUUAACCGUAUAUAAAAUAUACAUGGUCUUCACGCGGUUGCUUUAAACGAACGAUAUCCCUAGAAAUGUAUAGGAGGAAAGAUAAUGAUAAAUACUCCACAAAGGGAAAUAGAAUUCUUGCUGAAGGGUUGAAUACACGCACAGCCACAAAAUCAUAUUAUAUUUUUAGUGAUAAAGAAAUUUUAUUCGCCACUUCCCGAUAAAAAUUUAUCUAACCCUCAUGUUUUAAGAAGAAAUAGCAUGGAUAAUAUAGCAUCACCUCGAGCUAUCAUUUAAAUGACCUCUGCAUACAGUCAGGUUCAAGAAUACGAAAAAGUCGUUCAACUGGUGACCUUCUUGGGCAGCUCACUUGUCACACAAGCCGAGGUAGUAGUGUCGUUAAUAAUUUUAUAACUUCUGAAAAUUCUGGGUUUUUUUUUAUGUCAUUUCACCUCUCUUUAGAAAGACCUAUUGAUUUUGUUCUGAUUAUUAUAAUAUUUUUUUGCUCUUCAGACACUUUUAUUUCUUUAUUGUCUCGCAAGACGUCACCUAGAUGAUUGGUGUAUAGUAUCGCACAGUUUAUAAAUGCGCCUAUAAAAAAAGACCCUUCUUUCAGUAGUCUUAAAUAAUGUAAUAAAUGGGCCUAAUUUAUAUUUUAUGCAUCUUAUAUACGUAAUUUUACUUAAAUUAUAGUAUUGAGCUUCAAGAUAUUUGUAAACUUGGUAGCACGUCAUCCCUACAUUUUUAGAAUUGAAAAUAAUUAGCGGGCGUAGGUAGGAGAUAAUUUUGACGAAGUAGAAUCCUGAUUGUUUGUAUUUAGAUAUAUAAUUGGAAGUUUGCUGCAUAUCAUGAAUGCAUUCUGGAUUUACAAUAUAUUUUAUUGUAUACGAAUAGAAUAUAGCAUACGAUCAUGUAACAUUGUACAUAACUUAUACCAGUAUUUAUAUUUAUAUUUUUAGUAUGAGGGUUCAAAUGACUGUGAUAUUGAUAAAUGUUAUAAGCAUAAUUAUGCUAUUGUUAUCGCAGGGUUAUUUUUCCCAAAUUUAUUAGUUAAUGUAAUAAAAAAAGAUGUCAAGAACAUGGUUUAUGGAACCCCUUAAAAUACGACUUUAGUAAAAUAAGACCACUUUGACCUUAGCAUAAACCGUCUUCUCUACCAAUUUAGACCUACAACAUGCUCGUGUGUACAAGCAGUAGAACAUAUCUGAGUUCAUAUUAGUUCCUAUUACUUCAUUCUUGGUGUUGGACUUUAGCUCCAACUUCGUUUAGUGAUUGUACAGCUAUUUAGACCACGUGUUGUAGACUGAUUUUCUUUAUAGUGAUACAUAAAAAAGGAAAUGCAAGUCUGUUUUUAGAUAGAAUCAGGUUUUGGUUGUGGCUGUGAUCUGUUCUGCUGUCUAAUAUAUUUUUUGACAAAAUGUGUCAUCCUUUUAAUGUAUUAUUUGAUAAGUAAAUUAAUGUAUUUGAUUUUCAUCAUCGAGCAUUCCAAAAACGCAACCAUGAUCAAUAUGUCACAGUGACCUACUAUAUUAAGAUGUAAUUAAAGUCAGACUG